Paramecium sonneborni is the source of this 1977-nucleotide messenger RNA. NCBI's taxonomy places the organism in Eukaryota, Ciliophora, Oligohymenophorea, Peniculida, Parameciidae. The record is from the annotation of a GenBank genome assembly.
AUGAAAUAAUCACUUUUUGCUUAGCGUAUGAAGUUAAAAAAAGAAAUCCAAUAAUAAUAAGAUCCUAUUCCUUUCCCUUAAACAUUCAAAGUUGAUAUUCCAACUUAACCUAAUCGUGCCUAAUUUCAUGGAUUAAGUGAAUAAGAAUAUUAAAAAAUUGAUGAAGAAAAUCUUAAAGCAAUUAAAGAAAUGAAUUAAGAAUAAGUAUUAGAAUUAUAAAAGUAAAUCAGAGAAUCAUUAGGUGAUAAUUUAUGUAAAAUGUUUGAAACUGGAGACAUUUACUAAGUCAAACAAUAAAAAUAAAUGCAACUUGAAAUUAACUAAAACAUAAGUAAAAACACUGAAGUUUUUAGUAAACUUAUUGAUGAAGAUUAAAUUAUAAUCUCUUAAAUACAAGAACUUAUUAAAUCUCCAGAAAUGAGUAGUGUCAAAUUGGCACUUUAAAAAAUUGAUUAAGUUAUUAAACCUAAAAAUGUACUUUAACUUGAAUCUAUCAAUAUAAGUGAUUAUUUGAUAUCAGUUGGAAAAUCAACUAAUAUUUCAGUAUCAUUAUUUGCUUUUGAUUUACUUUAUUCUUAUUGGACAUAAAUAGUACCUAAUUGUUGGAAUCCUAUCUAUAAUCUAAAAGAAACUAAAUAAAUUGAAGAUCUUUAUAUUGAUUUACCUUAAAUGAUUAAUUAAUUAUAACAUCAUCUUCCUUAUUCAAAAGCUUUAGAUUUAUUAAGAAUAAGAAACAUUCUAUCCUAAUCUAAUACUAAAUAUAUUAUUGAAUAAGAAUCAAUUUUGAACAUAGAAUGUAAACUUAAAUCCAUUAUUUUACUUUCAAAAUUUGAUGAACUAUAAAAAAUUGAUUUUAUUUCUUAAGAUUUUUCACAAUUUAUUCUUGAAAUCAUUUUCUAUUAUUACCAUUAUUUAAUUGAUUCAUAAUGCAAUAUCAUCAUUAGUGAAUUAUCCAAAACCUCUAAUUCAAAUCUUAAAUUGGCCAUAUUCUAAUUAUAUUAAUCAAGAUUUAAUUGUAAAUUAAUUCAUGACAAAUUAUAACUUAACAUCCAGAAACCUAAUAUUAAUCAAGAUAUUUAAAUUUAUGAAAUAGUCCCUUUUCAAUCUGUUAUUGCAUCAUUAUAUGAUUCAUUUAAUUUAGCUAUUUUCUCAGGUCAGGAUGUUGUGAUUUGCCUAAAAUAAAUAGUUUCUUUAAUUUUUGAUAUAAGAUAUCUAGCUAAAUCUAUUAUAUCUAGAAAAUAAAGGAAAAUUCAUAAAUGGAGAUUAUUAGAUAUUUUAAGAAAUGUUUUUUAAGAUCUAUUUAAAAAUGAAGCUAAUAAAAGAACAUCUAUAAAAGAUAAUAAUGAAAAGUUUUAACUAUUAGAAUUGAUUAGAUAGCAGUUAAAAAUUGAAUUUCAUUUAAAAGAUUAAAAAGAAUUAAUUUUUGAAGCAAGUUUAUAUUUAGGACUUUCUUAGUUUCUGAGUCAACAUGAAUAUUAAUUAGAAUCUGUUUAAUAAUAUAUUGAUUGUUUUAAUGACAUUGAUUUUGAGAUCAAAUCAGAAUUUGUUCUUUUAAAACUAUACAAACUACUAAUAUCUAAUAAAGAAUUACCAAAAGGAUUAAUAAAUUUAUACAAAUUUUUGUUAAAUAAAAUAAAUCUUAAAGAAUUAGCUGCCCUAUUAAAUAAAAAUGUUUCUUAUUUUGAAAAAUUACUCUAAAAAUGUUAAUAUGAUUCAUAUUAUAAUUAAACUUACGUGAACAUAUUAUUUUUGUUUAUUAGCCCUCAUUUUAAUCCUGAUUUUCACAAUUUACUAUUUUAGGAAUUCUAAUGUACUCCUAUUUUACAAUAUCUAUCAUAUGAUAUUUAUCUUGAACAUUUGAAUUUCUUUACAAUAAAACCAAGCAAAGGACUAGAGAUCUAUAGAUAAAACGUUUUAGAUAUAAACUGUUAAAAUUAAUUUAUUUAAUAAUGGUAAGCAGAAUUAAGUUAAUGGUGA